Molecule: messenger RNA, 402 nt
Organism: Chaetura pelagica (chimney swift)
Lineage: Eukaryota; Metazoa; Chordata; Aves; Apodiformes; Apodidae
Gene: DUSP19
Product: dual specificity phosphatase 19
Exons: 3
Coding region: 1-402 (133 amino acids)
Biological process (GO): protein dephosphorylation; regulation of MAP kinase activity
Cellular component (GO): cytoplasm
Molecular function (GO): JUN kinase phosphatase activity
Source: RefSeq, a predicted model, not a curated record
AUGGGCUUGCAAAUCUUUAUCAUCCAGGUGACUCAUGUUCUGAAUGUGGCAUAUGGAGUCCAAAAUGCCUUCCUCAAUGACUUUAUAUACAAGACUAUUUCUAUUCUGGAUCUCCCAGAAACUGAUAUUACCUCCUAUUUCCCUGAAUGUUUUGACUUCAUUGAGAAAGCCAAGAUCCAGGAUGGUGUCGUGCUGGUCCACUGUAAUGCAGGAGUCUCCCGGGCAGCUGCAAUAGUCAUCGGUUUUCUCAUGAAUUCAGAAAGACUGAGUUUUGCUAGAGCCUAUUCCUUGGUGAAAAGUGCAAGGCCUGCAGCUUGUCCGAAUCCUGGCUUCAUGGAGCAGCUUCACAAGUACCAAGAACAGACCAUAAAGGCAAACGGAAGCAUAAAUGAUCACGACUGA